Messenger RNA from Cicer arietinum (chickpea), 954 nucleotides. RefSeq lists its product as uncharacterized. NCBI's taxonomy places the organism in Eukaryota, Viridiplantae, Streptophyta, Magnoliopsida, Fabales, Fabaceae. The record is from RefSeq and is a predicted model, not a curated record. Gene Ontology annotation, molecular function: zinc ion binding; nucleic acid binding.
AUGAAAGUAUUGCUUGGCUCUCAAGGCGUAUGGGAGAUUGUUGAAAAAUGCUAUGAUGAGCCGCAAGAUGAAGAGGGAUUGUCUCAAGUUGAGAAUGAGGUUUUGGCAAAGACAAGGAAGAAGGAUCAACAAACACUUACUCUCAUUCAUCAAUGUUUAGAUGAUUCUAUGUUUGAGAAGGUUGCUGAUGCUACGAAUUCGAAGGAAGCUUGGAAGAUUUUGGAAAAAUCACUCCAAGGCAUUGACAAAGUGAAGAAGAUAAAACUUCAAUCUCUAAGGGGAGAUUUCGAAGCUUUGAAGAUGAAGGAUUCCGAAUCAAUUUCAGAUUAUUACUCAAGGGUGAAGACAAUUGUUAAUCAAAUGAAGCGAUAUGGAGACAAGAUAGAAGAUUUUCGUGUAGCGGAGAAAAGUCUUCGUUCCUUGACUCCUAAGUUCGAUUAUGUGGUAUGUGUUAUUGAGGAAUCAAAAGAUCUUGACUCAACGUCUAUUUAUAAAUUAGAAGGUUCAUUGCAAGUUCAAGAAGAAAGAAUGAAGAAAAGGCGAGAGGAGUCAUUAGAGCAAGUUCUCAAGAUCAAAGCUUCGUUGAAGGAUGAUAGAGGAUUCAAUAGUCAAAACAGACAUGGACGUGAACAAAGAAGAGGACAAGGACGAGGACGUGGUCGUGGCCAAGGAGGAAGAGGAAGAGGUUUCAGUCGUGAAUCAAACUACGAAGAAAGAAGUCACUCAUCACCAAGAAUUAGUGGAAGAGGAAGAGGUUAUGGCUAUUAUCAAAGUGAAAGGAGGUAUAACAAAUCUAAAGUUAAAUGUUAUAAUUGUCAUGAAUUUGGCCAUUUUUCUUGGGAAUGUCGUAAUGCUCCUAAUCAAGAGGAAGAAGAGGCUAAUAUUAUUGACGAAGAUGAAGAGUCAACUUUGUUGCUAACACUCAAGGAAGAAGAUAGAGAUGCUAAUAGUUAA